Molecule: messenger RNA, 2051 nt
Organism: Effrenium voratum
Lineage: Eukaryota; Dinophyceae; Suessiales; Symbiodiniaceae
Source: the annotation of a GenBank genome assembly
AGCCAUAGCCCGGCUCAAAAACCAGCCGGAUCUGCUUGCUGCUCCGCGCGGCUGCGCGUGGGACAGCCAGGCGCCUACCGAACUCUUCCAUGAGGCGGGCCGCGCUGAGGAUCGCACUGUUGAUCCUGCCGUGCCUGCUAUGUGCGGAGGAGUGCAACGAGGACGUGGCUUUACUGCAAGCGCUGCAGCCAGGCAAGCCGACAGAGACUCUGAAUGUCACGACUCCGGACCCGCACGACGCACAGAGCGUUAUGGGAGUACGAGGAAAUUCCGUGGGUGAUGAGAAGGCCUUCCUCAGCGGCUUGACCACCAAUGUCCUCAUGAUUGUUGGGGUCGCGUUCGCUUUCGGCAUGCUUCGCCGCUUCUACCCACUGGUUUAUUCCUACAACAGCCUCAGUGAGCUCAUCCCGGAGAGGGUGCGGCCGACCGAGACGCUUUGUGGGUGGCUUUGGGUGGGCUCGAAGGCGGAGACGGAUGAUGCCCUGAUCGAGGCGGUCGGCCUGGAUAGCGUGCUGAUGCUGGAUUUCAUUAGCUUGUGCAUCCAGAUCCUGAUGCGCGUGGGCGUGGUGGGCUGUUGCGUGCUGACCCCCCUGCACUUGUUCUUCGGCUGGGGGGGGCCUGAUGUGCCCAGCUUGAGCCGCCUUGGCAUGAGCAACGUGAUCAUAAGCCAUCCUUGGCUCUACUACGUCCACGGCCUCUUUGUCGCCUACGUCUGUUGGGUCGUGAAGAGCGCCGUGUACACUGCCCAGGAGGGAUUUCUGGAGCGGCGCUUCAAGUGGCUCAAGCGGCUGCCCCAUCCCAGAUCUAGGACGGUUAUGGUGGAGGGAAUUCCGGAAGCCUUCAAGUCAGACGAGAAGGUUCGGGAGUUCUUUGGCAAGGCGCUGUCUUUGGAUGUGGUGGAGGAGGUUCACCUGGUGAAGAAGACUAAACACCUGGAGUACCUCGUCUCCGUGAGGCAGAAGUUGGCGGACGCAAAGCAGCAAGCCGAGUUUCAGUUCGAGAAGGAGGGUGAGAGGCCAACGCACCACCAUGUGGAAGUGGGCAAGGUGCCGAAGAAGGUGGACAGCAUUGAAUUCUACGCAGAGGAGGUGAAGGACACUGAGAACUCCAUCUCUGAGGAGUACAACAAGAUCAUGUCCGCUGAGGGCACAGCCAACUGCGACAAUGCCUUCGUCACCUUCAAGACUCGGAAGGCCUGCGAAAUGGCGAAGGAGCUGGACUUCUCCUCUGAUGCGGAUGCCUGGGUCAUCAGCGAGCCCCCGGCCCUCGACAUGGUUCGCUGGAGCGAGCUUCGGGCAGACAACUCCACGGAGAUGGCUUCGGAGCUGGUGGGCUAUGCCUGCGUCUUCGGGCUGUAUGCAGCCUUCGUGCCGGUAUGUUUGUCCAUCACCAACGUGGCCAACAGCAUCCACAUGGGGGUCCUACAGCCGCUCUGGGCCUCUUUGGCUCCCACCAUGGGCCUCACCAUCUUCCUGUCCUUCCUGCCUACCGUUCUUCUGCUGGUCAUCGACAACUUCUACCAGCUCAGGAGUUCCUCCAGAGCUCAGGAGAUGCUCCUGCAGUGGUACUUCUGGUUCCAGGUGAUCUUCGUUCUUCUGGUGACCGCCGUGGGCAACAACUUCCUGGCCUUCUGCGAGGAUGUGGCCAAGAGCCCCUUCUCUGUGCCGCACUUGCUGGCGAACCAGCUGCCCAAUGCCACGCAUUUCUACAUGAGCUACCUGGUGGUCCAGUGGUCCACCCACAUGAUCAACCUGCUGCGCUAUGUGAAUUUGGCCAAGUUCUUAGGCUUGCGGGCCAUCUAUCCGGAAGAGGAGGCGAAGAAGAAGGCGGAGCCGGAGGACCAGGACUACUACGGCUUCGGGUCCCGCAGCGCGCGCUGGAGCAUCAACCUCCUCAUAGGAAUCGUCUUCGGCACGCUGAACCCGACCAUCCCUUUGCUGGCGCUCAUCAACUUCUUGAUUUGCAGAGUGGUCUACGGCUACCUCAUCGUGGUGGCCGAGACGAAGAAGCCAGACCUCGGCGGGAACUUCUGGGUCAUGAACCUGCAGCUC